Messenger RNA from Botrytis byssoidea, 1071 nucleotides. RefSeq lists its product as uncharacterized. The record is from RefSeq and is a predicted model, not a curated record. Gene Ontology annotation, cellular component: Golgi apparatus. Gene Ontology annotation, molecular function: protein binding. The coding region runs from base 1 to 1071 and encodes 356 amino acids. Lineage: Eukaryota; Fungi; Ascomycota; Leotiomycetes; Helotiales; Sclerotiniaceae. Gene Ontology annotation, biological process: Golgi organization. The transcript is spliced from 3 exons.
AUGUUCAACGCUUUAAAUCGCUUUAUUUCCCGAUUAGAUUCGGACUCUCCCGCUCACCAGAAUCGGGACAACCAUGCCGCAUUUGGAUUUCAAGUUCUUAGGAAUAAGACCCCAGAACUGGCUGUUGAACCUUGGUUUGAUUUUAUUGUCGGAAUUAAUGGACGAAUGAUCGACGAUUCUGAUGCGAAUCUGUUUGCCCAAGAAGUGCGCAAUUGUGCGGGAAGUUCAGUAACUCUUGGUCUCUGGAGCGCAAAGGGCCAACGUACUCGAACUAUUCAUAUUCCCGUUCCUUCUGAUACUCCAUCCUUAGGCCUGACCCUUCAAUGGACAUCUCUCUCCACCGUUUCAAAUAUAUGGCAUAUCUUAGACGUACCUGCCAACUCUCCAGCCGACCUCGCGGGCCUCCUUCCUUACAGCGAUUACAUUCUCGGCACGCCUGAGGGGGUUUUACACGGAGAGAGUGGAUUGGGCGAAUUAGUCGAGGAUCACAUCGGACGACCAUUACGACUUUACAUCUACAAUAAUGAAUACAACGUUACAAGGGAAAUCACUAUCCACCCGAGUAGGGACUGGGGUGGAGAUGGAGCUCUAGGUUGUACUUUAGGAUAUGGAGCGUUACAUAGGUUGCCAGCUCCGCUGAGUGAGCCUGUUGCUGGACCAGGAGAAACAUUGUUUGAGGGAGAGAGCGCGAGAUUUUCAAAUGAGGAACCUCGGGAGAAGAUGGGAAGCGAAAGCAAUGCAGGUCAAAUCUUUGUGCCAGCUGCAGUGGCACAAGAGCCAGGUGAAUUUCUGGUGCCAGCGCAACUUGCGGCCCCAGUAACUACGACACCAGCAAGGAAGAAAGAGAAGAAACAUGGGCACAAUCCGAAUAACUUCAUGGACGACUAUUUCAUGGAGGGAGAGAAAAAGAGUAGAGAGUUAGAUCAUGCGCCGAGCACGAAAAGCGGUGGUGUGCCCCCACCUCCCAAAGCAGGAGGCCCUCCAAGGAGCGGGACACCCAAAGCCGCAAGCCCAGCGCCUAGUCCAAUAUUCACAGAGACGAAAGAUCCAUAUGAUAGUGGCGUUGAUUAA